AUGUCAACAAUCAAUUAUCCAACCAAUUAUACACUAGAUGGUCAAUCGAUCAAUCAUGCUUCAAUCCAUCCAUCAUCAUCGCUAACAUCACCACCAGGAACAACAAUAUCUAAUCACAAUCAAUCACCUGUCAAUCUUCAAUCAAUCAAUUCAUUGAAUAAUAAUAAUUUAUCAAAUAUUCCACCGUCUCCGAUUUCAUUAGCCUCAUCUUCGUCUUUAUCAUCGGCUUCUUUAUCGUCAAUUUCUUCAAUAACACCAACACCAACACCGACAACAACUUUCAACUUUUUCUCAAUUGAUGAUAAUGAUUUACCUGAUUUACCACAACAUACUGCACAAUUACCUCCUCAUUCUCUACCAUCAUCAUCAUCAUCCCUAAUAAUACAACACCAACCGCAUCAUUUUUAUCAACAACCUUAUCAAUACCAUCCCCAACAAAUCAUUUCGCCUGCUCCCUCGUCACCACUCUCUUCAAUAUUUGAUUAUCGUGAUUAUUCUUCAUCGUCGACUGCUGAUGAGAUUGAUAUGCCCGAGUUCUUGCAAUAUAAUAGAGAAAAAUAUGAAAAUUCAAGAUCUGGUACUAAUAGACGUAGAAGACGUCCUAGUAAUAACAACAAUAGUAUCAACAAUGGUAUUGGUGCGAAUAAUAACAUUAUCAAUAAUAAUAACAGUUAUAAUGGUAUAAAUACUAGCAAUAAUAAUGGCUUUAAUCAUAAUCAUAAUAAUAAUAAUAUUGCCAAUACACAACACUUUCAACAACAACAAUUACAAUUAAAUGAUAAUCAAUUUGAUAAUUCUUCGAUGGAUGAAGUUUACGAAAUGAUCGACGAUAAUAAUAAUAGUAUUGCUAGUAGUAAUGAUAAUAGUAUUAAUAAUAGUAGACAAGGAUCCGUUAACUCAUUAAAUGAUGAUUCUAAUAAUUUCACUUCAUUAUCGCACGCAGAAUUUAGACGUCAAAUACAUAUACAAUCUGAACAAAAAAGGCGUGCUGAAAUCAAAGAUGGAUUCGACGAACUUCGUAAACAACUUCCAAUCACCUACGCCAAUCGUAAAAUGAGUAAAGCUUUACUGUUACAAAAAGCUGUUGCACAUAUGAAGAAUAUGCAAAGAAAGGAAAAUUUUUUGUUGGAUGAAAUUAAUCGUUUAAGUCAAAGAUGUAUUUAUAUGAACGCUGAAUUGGAAAAUGAAAAAAGGAUGAAUUAUUUAUACAGACAAAAACACAAUCUUAACAAACUUUAUCAAAUUGGUUUAUAA
Entrophospora candida is the source of this 1254-nucleotide messenger RNA. The record is from the annotation of a GenBank genome assembly. Lineage: Eukaryota; Fungi; Glomeromycota; Glomeromycetes; Entrophosporales; Entrophosporaceae.